CCGUGUGUUCUCUCUCUCUCCUGGGACAAUAUAGCUUGUGUUUUUAAUCGUCAUAGCCCCUUUUCUGCCGAGUGUUAAUAUUUGAUUAGUUUGAGUAGCUCUGACAUAACCCGGCCCCACUUGCUUUUUAUUGGGGUGUAGAGGUAGAGGGUUUAGGUACAUGGAUUUAGAUGAAACAUGGCAGACGAUUGCACAGGGGUCGGUUCCCAGCAGAAUCUAGCAGAAGAGGCAGAGGACAGCAAACAAAAGGAAACCACCCAGAAAGUGGAUGUUCCCCAGGAGGAAGAGUCUUUGACUGAGGACAACAAUAACAUCGACCCAAUUAAAGACGCGGAGACUGGGGGUGAGACUGGGACGGCCCCGGGGGUAGAGUCUCAGUUUGGCGGGUCUAGUGUGUUUAUUCGGGACUCUGAGGACGAGGGAGAUUCGGUAGACGCCGUGCCAUACGUGGAAGACAUCGAAACUGAAAGUAAAAAUGUGGAAGAACAAGAGAAUGGUGUGAAAAAGGAGGUGGAUGAUUCAGAAAUUCGUGUGGAUGUGGAAGAGGAAAUUGUGAUAAAGGCCGUGGAAUUAGAUAUUGGUGAUGAUUUAGUGGAAAAGGAGAGUGUAAAUAACGACAAAGAAUCAGACGAUAGUGAACAUGAGGAAAUAGAGGAAAGUGACGUCAUUGAUACGUCAUUGGAAAAUAUUCUUGGAAACGACCAAUCGCAAGACAAUAUGCCUGGCAGGGAGGAUGAAGUUCUAUCCCCAUCGUUACAGAAAGCCACGUGUCGUUACAGAUGGGGAAAAACUAUACGCACCAAUUCCCGCGAUGUUGUCUUCUUUCCCUCCUAUAAAAUGGAGGAACCGAUAAAGUUGAUCUGGGAUGAGCCAAGCGAGAGUUUUUUCUCACCUGAGUUGGAGGUAGCCACAGGUGUCUUCCGGGGAAACCUGGUCAUCGACGGCGAUACGUACCCCAUAGAGGACGUCGUUAUCAAACAUUACACGUUCGAAGCGGAUAUCUACAUAAAAGACGCUAUUUUGAAGGAAGUGCAUCGAAAAUACAUACUGGAAGAUGAAUUACCGGUUGACCAAAAUUUGAACCAAUUUGAGGAUGAAGUAAGAGAUACAGAAGAAAAUCGUACAGAGGAGGACACAAACCAAGAGAGACACGCUGAAAAUCAGGAGGAAAUGGACCUCAGUCCUGAGUCUUCGCUCAACCUCUCCAGCAAGUUUGAGGAACUGGUAAAGAAGCAGAUUUCUAAUGAAUCCAAAGAGCUAGAUACACACAACCCAGGAGGACGGAGAACACCGAUCGGUGAUGUCGCCUCAGAACCCUUUCAAGAUGGUGGGGGAAAUAGAUUUGUAGAUGAUGUUGUGGAAAGUCCUCAUUCCUCAAUGAGAAGUUCUGGAUCACAUCAUGUCCCUCAGAAAACAGUGGAGGAUAUAAUCAGAGAAGUGAAUAGUGCUUCAAACAGUGCUGAGCAUUACGGAAGUGAGGGUAGAAGAUCUCCUAUUAGGUCGGGGGAGAAUUCCCUAAACGGCUCGAUCCAUAUUGUAGAGGACGUGAUAGCAACACAAGAUAUGAAGUCCCCACUUGGAUCUCCCUAUCACUCCGGACAAGGCUCACUCAGACAGACUCCUGUCAGGGACGUGUCACCAAGGUCACCCCAAAAGUCAAUCGAAGGGUCAUUACAAGGCUCCAACAGACAGACCCCCACUGCAGGCUUUGUUGAUGAUGUUCUUGGACAGUCCACCCCUAUAAAUAGGUCGGAGCAUGGGUCAGCCAGACAGACCCCCUCCUCACUGAGGAACACCCCACAGCUUAUCAACGAUGUGCUACAGACGAGUGGAGAGAAGCUUUAUUCAACUGGAUCGGUCGGAUCUGGAGGAAGCCGGCCCCAGAGCUUGACCAGCGAGCAGGAACUUAACCAGUACUUCGAGAGGGAUGGCAGUCAGUCUGGAUCUGUUCACGGAUCCGAGAGAUCAGGAUCCAACAGAACUCCGGUAAUUCCAUCUCCGAAUGCAAGGACAUCUGAGCGUGCCCACAGCACAUCCAGUCUUCCUGUGAUUACGACACAGCAGAGGCUGUUGACGGAGCGACGGAGCAUGACCCCAGACAAUCACAUCCGGGUCCCUGGGGAAACCUCACCAGCUUUCAGGGUGAACAAUCCAGGUGCUAACAGGUCCAAUGUCUCGUCUCGAGCCAGUGAGAGAACUAUUACUCCAGGAGCUGUGGAGAAUGGGUACUCUGAGGAGGCCCAAACCCAGAGAAUCCAUGACCUUGAGGACAACGUGAGGAACUUGAGGAAGUUGCUAAGCAGCAGGGAGGUCGAAGUUCAUGACCUCAGUAAUGAACUUAAGGAGUUGAAGAUGUUGAAUCAACAGUUGACUCAGGAAUUGGAUGCAGCCAAAAUGAGGGAGCAGCGUUCAUCUCCAGCCUAUAGCAACAUACAAGAGUUGGAGAGGCGGUAUAAGCAGGUGCUGAGCGAGAAGGAGAUAAUGGCGGGGGAGAUUGUCAAACUUCGUGAUCAGCUGGAGGAGAUAGGGAGGGGCAGAAAUGGUCAGCCAGAUGGGCAGACUAGCGAGGGGAUAAGCUACAACCCAAACAACCCCUAUGUCUUACAGAGAAAAAUAGCGGACUUGGAAAGUCAGGUCCAGGAUCUACACGAGGCCAAUGAGACGGCGGUAGGGAAGCUCUCUCAGGCCGAGGAGAGAGUGGAGGAGUUACAGCGGGCCAAUGAAGCCCUGAGGCUUGGUCAGGGGUCACAGAACCUUGACCUCCAGGAGGAAAACCAGCGCCUGCAUGACCAGAUAUCCAAAAUGUACGAGAAGGGAUACGGUCAUGGUGGUACUAGUACAGACUCUGAGCACAGGAUACAGAUAGAAAUACAGCAGCUGAGGGAGGACAACCGGGCGCUGAGGGAGAGGAAUUACAAGCUCCAUGAGGAGAGCAUGCAGGUCCGCGAGGAGUUAAUGAAGCUGAAGGAGGAAGGUCAGAGGUCGCUGCCUCCACGUGAUGUCAGGUCGUCGCCCCGGGAUACCAGGCCACCACGGGACAUCAGGACAAUAUCGCCGCGAGAAGUACGGACACCUCUACACUCCAGGGGAUACAGUCUAGAAAGGUCACUGGACUUAGGAUCUGAGCGAUUUUCCAAAGAUAGAAUUAUCCCAGGCAGGCUUUCCUUAGAGCAGGAGGAUGCACGCCUGCUAAGCAGUAUACACAGACAGACAGACAGCAAGUACAGCAGGACCGAGGGCGAGACUCUCAAUAAAUACAGACCAACCCUGGACAAAAACAGUGAAAUUAAAGACAGUGCUAACAAAGAGGAAUCUUUGUUCAGUCGGAGUAUACAAAAGGCUGAGACCCGCCUCCGGAGCAGUAUCCAACGGGCCGAUGCUAAUUUCAGAAAAAUCACAGAUGGAGAGGAUGCUAAGCCAAGAUUUGACCGAUUUUCCAGGAUGAGUAAUAGUCUGGACAGACAGACAGAUCGAAGAAAAUAUGACCUUGAGGAUACACCAAGGUCAGAGGGGUAUAGAUCAGGUCCCGAUGGUGGUAUAGGAGAUAGAGAACCAAUGUCAGCUACACUACCUCGCUAUAGUGCAUCACGGCAGAUGGAGUCAGAAUACAGGGAAAGGUCCAGGACACCUGAUCCAGCAUCAUACAACACAUACGCUAUCGAAACAGAAUGGCACCGGUAUGACAGAGAGAGAAGGCGACGGAACGACAUCCCAGCCAGUAAAUCCUGCACAGAGCUGUCCAAACCUGCCUACACAGACCCCGCCUACAAGGAGGCGGAGAGAUCCAGCACGUACCAACAGGACGGCAGGUCAGCGCCAAACUUCAACGACAGCAACAGAGAAUGGUCACGGUCUGAGGCAGAUCUUAGGCAUGCUCACGCUCCCUAUAGAGGGCGCUCCAGAACGCCUGACCUUGGGUUGUCAAGGCGACGACCUUCCUCUCCCGGGUACAUGAAUCUCCCAUCACCAAGUCGCUAUCAGCGCACCAUUUAUCUGCACACUGACCAUGCCCCGCGACCUAGAUAUGACUGGGAGGGUAGGUUUGCAUGCUCUAAUUGCGGUCACCACUUUGACCGCAGUAGCGGAGAGGAGCCCAUCCCCCAGACAUCAACUCUGUUGGAGAGCAGUCACACGGACUACCUAUCGGGGUCCUACCACAAACCUGGCAACCCCGCCCUAUCUGUGUACCAGCCCAGCUACCAAAACAAGGGGUACGAUGGGAUGAAAAAAUCCUCGCUCUACCAGGACGGGGAAGAGAGCGAUACAGGCACCGACAUCCUGGUCAACACCAAGCUACAGGACAUAUCCCCCCGCCUCUCCCCCACCAACCCCGAUCCCCUCCACCGGAGGACAGGCAGUCACCAGUACGGAUACCGCAGGCGACGAGACUCCCUGGGGUCAGAGGGAUCACUGUCAGAGGAGGAGAUGGAGAAGCCGACGUUCUCCAAACACCCCAGGUCUAAAUCUGCUGACGGAAGAGAAUUAUUACGGAGUUCCCUCUCAAUGGGGAUGGAGCGGUCAGGACCAGUCGGUACAGAAAGGUCAAUGAUUUUGAUGACCCAACCCCUGGAUCGCACUCUGAACACCAGGAACCCCCCACCCCCAACAGCAAACCUCCGAACCAUCACCCCCGGCGUACUGACUACCCAACACAACAGAAACAUGCUCGCUUCUUCUGCAGGCUCCCUAAUGUCACUGACGACUGGACUUAAACCAUUCUCUCCUCGAUCUCCUGGAGACUUAAACCUAGAGGAUGUGGUCAAAUUCUCCAGGGCGGGGGGAAAGCUGAGUCAGGGGACGGUCAAGUUUGUGGGUCAUCUACCGGGCCGCAGUGAUGCCUACCUCGGGGUGGAGCUGGAUAAAGAAGAUGGGAAACAUGAUGGCAAAUUUGAAGGAAUGAGAUAUUUCAGAUGUAAACCCAACAAAGGAGUGUUUGUAGCUUUCAACAAAGUUGUGAUGGCUUGGACAAGAUGAGGUCUACUGCCGGUCUAGGAGUUAUUUCCCUUUGAUGCAGCUUUUGCUAGAAAAGCACACCUCACACAGUAUAUACAUUGAAAUACUUGUACUGGUGAACACUAAAUCCAAAACCUUCAAUCAUCAUUGCCAUAUCUUAGUUUUAUAAAAAUCACAUGUAUAUUUAUUUUCAUACACAUUUUUAUGACAUUUGUUAGCAACAAUAUUUAUUGCUUAUUGAUGGUUUUUUAUUUUCAUUUCUUAUUUUUGAAAGACUGAAUUAUUUGUAAAAUCUUAUUUUUUUAAUGAUAUUUGUUGUACAUUUUUUGAUACACAAAUAUUCAAUAUGGAGGAAGCCAAUGUCUCUACCUACAGCCAUACACUGGCUGUCUGUUUGUCCGUCCAUUUGUCUGUGUUGUUUUGGAAUAAAUGUUUUGGAAAGGUUAAUAGGCGUUUGAAGCAUUUAUUAAGUAAGUGUUAGAAUUUUUUGCUUGCUUUGUAGAACAGUUUACUUCCAAAGGUGUAUGAUUUUGAAUAAGUAUGUAGUUUACAAUUUUUUUUACAGAAGAAUUAUACAUGUAUUCAUAAACCUGUCAUAUUUUUAUAACCUAUUAAUAAGGCUUUUUUUAACCUUUUAAUAAAACCUUAUAAUUUCAUGAAUCCGUCCGUUUUUUAAAUAUUAUUUAUAAUUACAUCCGUCCACUUUGUAUAGCCUCUGGUAAACCUGUUUCUUUUAUAUUUAGUCAUUCUACAGAGGUUUUGAGUUGGAAUAAAGUGCUUACUUUUGAAUUACCUGCAUGUAUAAAUGAGCUGUGAUAUAGUUUAGGACGUCAGAGAACUGACAUUGUUUGUUUGUAUUGUCCAUCAAUAUAUAUCUAGUUUAUGUAAUUUAUUUUUUGUUUGUGCAGACCAAAUAAUUUUAUCUAAUUCAAUUGUUUUGAAUAAAUUGAUUUACAAGGAGAAA
Messenger RNA from Magallana angulata, 5917 nucleotides. RefSeq lists its product as uncharacterized. The record is from RefSeq and is a predicted model, not a curated record. NCBI's taxonomy places the organism in Eukaryota, Metazoa, Mollusca, Bivalvia, Ostreida, Ostreidae. The transcript is spliced from 17 exons. The coding region runs from base 178 to 4974 and encodes 1598 amino acids.